GACAGUUGACGUGGCUAAUGUUUAUUGUUUAUUUGAGCUGUCAUUUAUAUUUGUAGUUAACGGCAUAGUUUUUGAAUCUUAGUUUAGUGUUUAAAUUUAAAUUCUGAAUCUUGUAACAUUUUAAAACGAUAUUAAUAAUAUGCGUAACCUAUCAUCAAGAUAAUAAAUAAUGCAGAGGCAACGACUAUCUCGUGAACUUGCGAAAAUGGAGAUUUCUCCUCCACAAGGGAUUUGUGUAUUUCCAAAAAGUGAGAAGUUCGACAUUUUAGAAGCAAAAAUCACCGGACCUGAAGAAACGCCAUAUCAAAAUGGUGUUUUCAAUCUAGAAAUUAUUGUCCCAGAAAGGUAUCCAUUUGCUCCCCCAUCUAUAAAAUUUGUAACUAAAAUAUAUCAUCCAAAUAUUGACGAUAAUGGACGUAUUUGCUUGGACCUAAUAAAAAUGCCCCCUGCUGGUAAUUGGAAACCGACUAUAGGACUUGAGGGCUUACUGAUUGCUAUCCGGAUGCUUUUAGAAACGCCUAAUCCUGACGAUCCUUUAAUGGCAGAUAUUGCAGAAGAAUUUAAAAAUUAUAAUAAAGAUUUUGUUAGAAAAGCAAAAAUGUUUACUGAGAAGCAUGCACAACAAUAAUGUACAAAUAAAAUUCACAUAUUUAUUUUUCUAUAAAACUAAUGUAUUAUAUGUAUGUCAAUACAAUUAAUGUAUUCGACUAUUUGUAUUUUAUUUUUUAUAGACUAUUUACUACGUCAAAUCAAUUUACAAAUGUAGGUAUUACUUAAAAUUGGUAGCUAUGCCAUGUCAAAUAAAAACAUGUUUUUUUU
Messenger RNA from Anoplophora glabripennis (Asian longhorned beetle), 819 nucleotides. Its product is annotated as ubiquitin-conjugating enzyme E2 T-like. NCBI's taxonomy places the organism in Eukaryota, Metazoa, Arthropoda, Insecta, Coleoptera, Cerambycidae. Bases 170 to 628 code for a protein of 152 amino acids. The record is from RefSeq and is a predicted model, not a curated record. The transcript has a single exon.